AAAGGUCUAACUUAACUUUAAGACACCUCUCUCUCUCUCUCAUUUCUCUCUGCCUUAGCUUCAUUCUAAGGCAGAGAGAUCUCUGCCUCUUUAAAAGGAUUUUUCAUAAUGGUAUUUCAGGAUUUUGAUCUAGUUUCCGAGAGGAGAAGAUUAGAAAGGGAACAGAAAUUUAAAAAGAGGCUUACCAUUGCCUUUAUUUCUCUUUUCGCUUUACUUGUUAUAAUUGCUGCUGGAAUUCUUGUCAUUGUCUACGACAACUCCAAACAGAGCACUAAACAACAGCAAGAAAAAGCACCACAAUCUCAAGAACCUGCCAAGAAGGACGGACAAGUCGGUAGAGUUAUUAAAACAGUAUGUAAUGCCACUACUUAUAAGGAAACAUGCUUAAGCUCCCUCAAGAAGGCUGUGGAAAAGAACCCUUCUACAGCUCAUCCUAAAGAUAUUCUCAAGUUGGCUAUAGAAGCAACUAAUGAUGAGGUCGAAAAGGUUUUAGACAAGGUCUCGUCCUUAAAAUUUAACACCCCACAAGAGAAAGCAGCAUUCAAAGAUUGUAAAGAGCUAAUUGAGAAUGCUAAACAAGAAUUGAACCAAUCUAUUUCCCAUUCUGGUUCUGAUGUAGGGAAGCUUCUGAAAAAUGAACACGAAUUGAACAAUUGGCUAAGUGCUGUCAUGUCUUACCAACAAACUUGUAUUGAUGGAUUCCCUGAAGGGAAAUUGAAGUCUGAUAUGGAAAAGACCUUUAAUGCAUCCAAGGAACUUACCAGUAAUUCCCUUGCCAUGGUCUCCGCAUUGACCUCAUUCCUUCAAUCAUUUCAAACACAUUCUAGUCGUCGUCUUCUGGCAAUGGAGCCUAACUCAUCUUCAAUUGAUGAAGAUGGCCUUCCAAGCUGGAUCAGCCAUGAGGAUCGACGGAUGUUGAAGGGCGACGUGGAAGAAGAUGAUAAACCAAAACCAAAUGUUGUCGUGGCCAAAGAUGGUGGCGGAGACUUUAAAACUAUUGCUGCUGCUUUGGCAGCCAUGCCAGAAAAAUACGAAGGACGGUAUGUGAUCUAUGUUAAAGCAGGAAUUUAUGAAGAAACCGUGACAGUAACAAAGAAGAUGGUGAAUGUCACCAUCUAUGGAGAUGGAUCACAGAAGAGCAUUGUCACUGGAAGCAAAAAUUUUGCAGAUGGAGUUCAGACGUUUAGAACUGCAACUUUUGUGGCUUUAGGAGAAGGAUUUAUGGCCAAAGCAAUGGGAUUCAGAAACACUGCAGGUCCAGAAAAGCAUCAGGCAGUGGCCGUUAGAGUCCAAGCAGAUCGUGCAAUAUUCCUUAACUGCCGUUUUGAGGGCUACCAAGAUACCUUAUAUGCACAAACUCACCGCCAAUAUUACAGAAGCUGCGUCGUUGUUGGAACUAUUGAUUUCAUCUUCGGCGAUGCAGCAGCUAUCUUCCAGAACUGCCUAAUUCUAGUCAGGAAACCCAUGGAAAACCAACAGAAUAUCGUUACAGCCCAGGGUAGGAUUGACCCACAUGAAACUACAGGAAUCGUGCUUCAGAAUUGUCGCAUUGAACCGCAUCCAGACCUGGUUCCUGCUAAGGCAACCGUGAAGAGUUACCUUGGAAGACCCUGGAAAGAGUAUUCAAGAACCAUUAUAAUGGAAUCAACAAUCGAAGACUUGAUUCACCCUGAUGGAUGGCUACCAUGGGAAGGAGAUAAAGGGUUGAAGACUCUGUACUAUGCAGAGUUCAGCAACAAAGGACCUGGUUCAAAAACUGAUGGCAGGGUAAAGUGGCCUGGGUAUCAUUUGCUUAGCAAAGAAGAGGCCAACAAGUAUACUAUAGAGCCCUUCCUGCAAGGAGAUUGGAUCACUGAUAUGGGGGCUCCUGUUCACUUUGGCUUAUUUUAGUUAAAAGAUUCUUUUUGCCAUUCUAGUCUAUCUCUAUUAAAUCCAAAAGAUGAACACAACAGGCCUUUUAGAUCACUGCAAUGAGUGCUCCUUUUCUUGAAAAGACGAAAAAUUGAAGACUUUGUUUGUGGAGAAGAUGGCUUCUCCAACAUUACUCUACUUUCUAGUGUGUGAUUUUCGUUAGUACGGCUACAUAAGUAAUGUGUUAUUAUUUUGUUGCUGCUCUUCAAUCUCUUUAACCAAGAUUUAACCAAUUUUUUAGCAUCAUAUAAGGGGGAAAAUGUGUUAGACAAAAUAGUUUUUCUCUCUUCUUCUAUUGAAAAGAUGAUCAUCAUCAAUUCUGUGAUGAUCUUUAGAUUUAGGUUUUAAUUUCUCUCCUUAUCAACCGUAGAUGGGGGAGGUUAUUUGCAACAUGUUCAAAUUAAGUAAUGAAGAAUGAGUUUCAGUGCUGGUA
Hevea brasiliensis (rubber tree) is the source of this 2344-nucleotide messenger RNA. Its product is annotated as putative pectinesterase/pectinesterase inhibitor 45. The transcript is spliced from 3 exons. Gene Ontology annotation, molecular function: pectinesterase activity; pectinesterase inhibitor activity. The coding region runs from base 109 to 1890 and encodes 593 amino acids. Gene Ontology annotation, biological process: cell wall modification. Lineage: Eukaryota; Viridiplantae; Streptophyta; Magnoliopsida; Malpighiales; Euphorbiaceae. The record is from RefSeq and is a predicted model, not a curated record.